AUGGCGGCGGAGAACCACUGCGAUUUCCCGGUUCCCCCGGCCGGCGGCCUCGGCCCGGGAGGCCCGGGCGGGCCCUGCCGCCGGUGCAGCUCAGCGCCGCCGCCCGGCGCGGUGCCCGGCAAGUGGGUCCGGCUGAACGUGGGGGGCACCUGCUUCCUGACCACUCGGCAGACGCUCUGCAGGGACCCCAAGUCCUUCCUCUUCCGCCUUUGCCAGGCCGACCCCGACCUGGACUCGGACAAGGAUGAAACAGGUGCCUAUUUAAUAGACAGAGACCCGACCUACUUUGGGCCAGUGCUGAACUAUCUCAGACAUGGGAAACUGGUUAUUAACAAGGACCUAGCUGAGGAAGGUGUACUGGAAGAGGCUGAAUUCUACAAUAUCACAUCACUAAUAAAACUGGUAAAGGACAAAAUAAGAGAAAGAGACAGCAAAAUCUCACAGGUGCCAGUCAAACAUGUGUACAGGGUGCUGCAGUGCCAGGAAGAGGAACUCACUCAAAUGGUUUCCACAAUGUCCGAUGGCUGGAAAUUUGAACAGCUUGUCAGUAUAGGUUCCCAGUACAGCUGUGGCCGGGCCCAGCAGUCAGAGUAUCUGCUGAUAGUGUCACGGGAAGUGAAAGGGGAAGAGAGAUGCUUCCAGAAAUGCUGCAGUGAGCUGGUCAGUAUUGGUUCUUCCUAUAACUAUGGCAAUGAAGAUCAGGCUGAAUUUCUGUGUGUUGUCUCAAAGGAAUUGCAUAACACUCCCUAUGGCACAACCAGUGAACCCAGUGAAAAAGCAAAGAGUGAGGAUGAAGAAACGGAUUACGAUAUGAAUGACUCAGAUUAA
This is a messenger RNA of Gymnogyps californianus (California condor), 828 nucleotides long. RefSeq names its product BTB/POZ domain-containing protein KCTD5-like. Gene Ontology annotation, molecular function: cullin family protein binding. Gene Ontology annotation, cellular component: Cul3-RING ubiquitin ligase complex; cytoplasm. NCBI's taxonomy places the organism in Eukaryota, Metazoa, Chordata, Aves, Accipitriformes, Cathartidae. The transcript has 7 exons. The coding region runs from base 1 to 828 and encodes 275 amino acids. The record is from RefSeq and is a predicted model, not a curated record. Gene Ontology annotation, biological process: protein homooligomerization; proteasome-mediated ubiquitin-dependent protein catabolic process.